This is a messenger RNA of Monoraphidium neglectum, 1824 nucleotides long. RefSeq lists its product as hypothetical. NCBI's taxonomy places the organism in Eukaryota, Viridiplantae, Chlorophyta, Chlorophyceae, Sphaeropleales, Selenastraceae. Gene Ontology annotation, molecular function: protein binding. The record is from RefSeq and is a predicted model, not a curated record. Bases 1 to 1824 code for a protein of 607 amino acids. The transcript has 10 exons.
AUGCAAGCUCUGGUACUGGGCAGCGGCGAGGAGCAGGCGGUGGUACCCGCAUCCGCCGUGGCGGCUGGUGACGAGGGCCCAGACCUGUCGUGCCUGGACCACGCGUACUUUUUGGCGGAGGUGUCGCGGCUCGUCUCGCGCGCCGAGGCGGUCCGGGCGCGGCUGUUUCGCGACACGAUGAACUGCGGCCGCGGAGGCAGUGCGCGGGACGAGCAGGCGCUGGCGGGCCUGGGGGAGGUGCUGAUGCGGCUGGAGAGCUACAAGCUGGUCCUGGGCGGCGACCGCCCCGCGCCCUUCGAAGCAGAGCCGCUGCUGCAUGAUCUCUACCACCUUGACCGGAUGGUCACGUCAAUAUCCACGGGCAGCAGCCAAGGGCUCGAGGAGCUGCAGAGCUUCAUGGAGGGUGUCGCAGGGGCGGGGACGGCGCAGCAGCAUGAUUGUUAUGAAGAGGACUAUUAUGAAGGCCACUGGGACGGCGAGGAGGACGGUGGCUGGGACGAGCACGGGUGGUGCGACGGCGACGGCGGCUUUGAUGCGCGCAGCCUUGGGCGCGCCGCGUCGGGGCUGCGGUCAGGGAGCAUCAGCCGGACGCCCGGGCGGCGGCCGCCGCAGCGAAGCUUAAACCGGCCAGGGAGCGGCAAAGCAGCGGCGGCAAGCGCCGGCAGCGGCGGCAACGGCACAGGCAGCAGCCGUGGCAGCCAGCGGAGAGGUGCAUGGUCGCUGGUGCUGGUGCUGGUGGCAUCGGCGCUCGCGCCAGCCACGGCGCUCAGCGCCGACUACCAGCCCUUCGCAGACUUAAUGGGUUACAACACCGGCCUCGCGGAGUAUUGGAACGGAACAGAUCCAUGUAACGGCCCUUGGAAGGGCGUCACAUGCAACACAAACGUCCCGGCCCGCGUCACCAAUCUGGUGUUGAAUGGGGUGGGGCUCGUUGGGCCCUUGCCGGAGUCCCUGGGCAACCUGACAUACCUGCAAGAGCUAUCACUGCAGAACAACAACUUCACGGGCACAGUGCCCCUUGAGCUUGGCAGCCUAGCGGCGCUCAGCGUGCUGGACUUGUCCAACAACCAACUGUCAGGCAACUCACAGGCAGGCCUGGACGCGCUGGGGUAUGCCGCGGCCCUGUCAUACAUCAACAUCGGCCGCAACCCCGACAUGACAGCGCUGUGGCCUGAGACGUGGGGCAACCUGACAGUGCUGACAGACCUGUACGCCGACCAGACAGGCCUGAGCGGCACCCUGCCCUCAAGCUGGGCCAGCAUGUCGUCAAUUAAGGCGAUUGACCUGUACCUGAGCUGGUGGGAGCCGGGCACUCCCCAGUGGCCCAACUGGGGUGCCAUGAGCACCCUGGAGUUCCUGGACCUGUCGUGGGGCAGCGACGUGGAGGUGACCGCGCCCAUCCCUGCGGACUGGUUCACGAGCACCGGCAGCCCCGGCAUGAAGAGCCUGCACACCCUGCGCCUGGCCGGCAUCAACUGGACCGCGCCGCUCGACCCAGCCUGGGCGCAGCCGGGGGUGUCGCUAUGGGCCGGCGGCCUGGGGUCCCUGGACCUCAGCGGGAACCCCCCAUCGCCGUCGCCAAGAGGAUUUCCGCCAGAGUGGUUGCAAUUCUCCGCGCUCAAGUCCCUGCAGCUUCGAGACGCGGCCCUCAAUAUGUCGGGCCCCUCCCCGCUGUCUGCCUUCACGAGUGCAACCGCGCCGCUGAUGGCCAGCCUCGAGGAGCUCGACCUGGGCGGCAACCCCAUGCUUGCGUGGAGCGACCCGGCGCAGUCCAUCUUCUGGGCCAACACCACGGCCGGCUGGGCGAGGCUCUUCGAGCUGUGA